GGAGCGUGCUAAAUCACAUGAGGUAUACUGGCGCUGGCAGCGGAGCGGCUUUCGCGACAGUGCGGACGGAGGCGCUGUGCAUCUUGGCCGCACAGUCUGUGGUCCAGCUUGCCUCUGGGGCGCCGAAACACGUGAAGGACAUCUCCGAGCUCCUCAGCGCCAAGCUCGCGCCCCGCAGGCUCGGCGGCUCGCUCUCCGCCGCGGCGCGGGUGGCGGCUGCGCUGUGCGUCACCGAGCUGGUGGGGAUGGAGGCGUACCUGGGGCAGACCGUGCCAAUCACGAGGGACCCGUUCCAGCUCUUCGUGCUCCUGAACGAGGGAACCUCCGACGAGGCCGCCGCGCUGACGCGGCUGGUGCUCGCCCUGGUCCGGCGACGGGGCCUGGCGCAGCUGCCGAUGUGGCUGCAGACGUUCAAGGAGGUGAUAUUGGCGCUGCCGAAGGGCUCGGGCCCGGUGCACACCAAGGAGGAGGCCGCCGCCGCGCAGGACAGGGCGGCGGAGGAGCACGACGCGCAUGACGAUGGCGCGGCAAUCGCGGGCGCCUCGACGAAUCCCAGCGCUGGUGCCGACGAGAACAGCCGGCCGCCGAGUGGUGCCACCAAGGCCUUCGCAGUGUCGUGCUUACAGACGCUUCUCGAGCAGGCGGACCCGGCGGACGCGAGCCACUUUCAGUGCGAGUUGUCUCCAGGCACUCCAUCCAGCAAGGCGGCCGCCGGAGAGCGCGACUGCAGGCUGGUGAACUAUCUAGAGAUUAUGGUGUCUCUUGCAGCGCACGCCUGUGGCUCCGACGAGCCCUCGCUGGCUGCUGCGGGGCUGAGACUGGCGCUGCUGAUCGUGAGCCGGUUCCGUCUUACCCGGGACGUGCAGGGCCAGACGGCCACAGAGGAUUGCCCGCUCCUCUUGGUGCAGUUCGAAGCGCAGAUGACCACUUGCAUCCGCCACAACAUGAGCCCUGGGUCAAAUCCCCGAGUUCAGGCCCUGGCGCUCGAGCUGCUGCGCGACAUGAUAGCCACCAGGGCCUGCAACUCGGUGCAGCCGCUGACCAUGAAGCUCAUGCAACCUUUCGGCAGCGCUGCCUUCGAGCCAGACGAGAAGUACUGCGAAUGCGCCUCGACGAAGACUUUCCUUUUCCGGCUGAGGAGCGCAUGCGAGGUCUUGGACAGUAGUUUCGAGGAGCCAACCAUCGGCGGGCACGUCAAAGACUUGGCCAGGUGGAUGGAGAGCGCGCUGCGCGACAGCGCCGUGCUGCUGGCAGGGCUGCCGCUGCCGAGUAUAAAGACCUACCAGCCCGCCUGCUUCUGCCUCGCGGACUACAAGGCGGUCCAGCCGUUUUUUCAGGAGACAUUGCCGCCGAUAUUGCGCGGGGUCUGCGUUCUGUGCAGGGACGCCAAGCUGCAAAGUGUGUCCUCCGACUUCGUCGCCCUGGCCCUGGGCAUCGUCGUGCUGCUGCUGGGCGAUGCGUCACGAGAGCGACCGGAGGCGGAGCUCAGGGUUUACGUCCGCUUGGUCAAGCAGGCUGCGCUUCACGCCGCGAUGCUAAGCCACAAGGACGCCGGGUGUGCAGGGCCAGAGGCUGGCCCAGGGUCGGUGGUCACAACCACUUAUCUCCUGGACAUGCUGCAGUGCCUGUGGCAACGGCUGUUCCGGGUGCCGGCCCGCUGCGCUGCGCUGCUGCCCGACCUCCUCGAGCUCCUGCACGCCCUGUCCGCCGCGAUGUUCCGGCACCGGCAGAAGCAGGAGGCGCCCGUCAUUGGCUUGCUGUCCGAAGUCAUGUGGCUCGACGGCCUCUGCCAGGACACCGAACAGGCCCAGGAGGCCUGGGGCACUGUGGGCGCUUACGCGCUGCACGCGGUGGCCGCGGCGCUGCGGAACCCAGAGGUGGCCGCCGACGCGGCCAGGGUGUCGCAGGCUUUGGAGGUCUUUGUGCUGUGGCUGGGCGACUCGCUGGCGGACGGCCCCGAGGCGUCCUGCGCCGAGAUCGGCACACACACACACACACACACUUACACACACACACACACACUUACACACACACACAAUCAAACACACACACACAAUAAAUCCUAGAUCUCACACGAUAUGGCUGUUUCGCUCCAGGCGUUUUUCCCCCGAUGUCGGUUUUCGUUGUUUUUUUUUGUUCGGGCCCCCGGGGGCCAGCAGAAACGGAUCUGGGGCCAAAAGUUUGCCUCGGGGAAGGGGUCGGGGCUUCCGGGGGCCGCUCCUUUCAAGGGACCCGUCGUCGGAUGUCUGGGAGAGUGGCCCUUCGCCAGAGUGACCUCUGGUGCGCGGUUUCCACGGGUGCGCGCGGGUGUCAGACCCGAGCGCACGGGCCACCACGUGUCGCAUCGCGCGCAACGACCGGCAAGCUACGCACAAUACGUCGCUCUUGCGCGAAGCCGACGAGGAAGAGGCAGCGGGCUCCGAGGACGACGAGGUCGUCGCGGCCGCGCUCGCAGGGGAGAGCGUGGCGGGCUUGCCCGGGUGUCGCGGGUGCGGCCGUCGCCACUGGCUGUGGCUGCUCUUUCUCUCCCCCUUCCCCGCCGAGCUGGUGCACGCGCAGCCGGCGGUCACGCUCAAGUUCUGGAAGAUGGUGUGCGGCCUGCUGUGCAAGCCUAGGCAGGGCGGCGGGCAGAGCGACAGGCAGCUGCUGCACCUGGCCCUCGUCGCGAGCAGGCUGUGCAGGGAGCUGCUCCCCGCCCUGGAUCGCGCGGAGGCGGCCCCCGAGGCGGAGGAGAGGCAUAUACUCUACCAGUUCGCGUUGCUGGUGCCCGCCGUCGCUUCCAUCUGCGCCGUGCUGCAGGGCGUCCAGGGUGGGGCUGACGGCCCCGCUGUUCCGCUGCGCCCGGGCGCAAAGGCCGCGGCGAGGCAGUGCCUGGGCAGAGUCGAGCUGGCCUUCUCCCGGGGCCUGCAGCACCAGAGCCCGAAGGUGGUGCAGACCGCCAUCUCCUCCGCGCAGGGCCUGCUCCAGAGCCCCGCCUGCGCGAUGCUCUGCCCUGGCAUCCUGCCAGGCCUGACCGCCGUCUUCGCGUCCCCGGGCGCCUCCGCCGCCGCCCUGGACGGCGCCUGGGGCGCCGUGUCGGCCAUGUUGGCGGCGCAGCAGGCGACCGGCGGGGCAACUUUCACGGGGGCGACCACGCGGAUGGUGCUGCACGUGGUGCUGGCGGUGCUGGACUGCAGCAGCCAGCAGCCUGGGAGCUUCGGUGCCCACACCGAGGCCAUGGCGCGCUGCCUCGUGCAGGUGGCGCGCACGGACGCGCAAGGCGUGAGGGCCGCGGUGGCCGCGAUGGCCCCGGAGAGGCAGGCCACGAUACAGCAGCUCAUGAGGAACCACAUGUCUACUGCGGGCGCCAGAGGCGCCGGUGCGUCCAGCGCUGCCGCCUCCGCGGGCCCGGGCGCCGCGUCGAAGAUCUCACUGAAGCUCAAGUUUUAACAAAGCGGCCCUGCUAAAGUCGUUCGCCGUCGUCCUCGUCGCCCGCCUCCCCCCCCGCCCCCACACUCCUCCCUCUUCCC
Molecule: messenger RNA, 3509 nt
Organism: Prorocentrum cordatum
Lineage: Eukaryota; Dinophyceae; Prorocentrales; Prorocentraceae
Source: the annotation of a GenBank genome assembly